This is a messenger RNA of Notodromas monacha, 6565 nucleotides long. The record is from the annotation of a GenBank genome assembly. NCBI's taxonomy places the organism in Eukaryota, Metazoa, Arthropoda, Ostracoda, Podocopida, Cyprididae.
GGUAUUACGCCAGGCUAUGGUGGGCGGAUGGGUCUUUUUCUGACCUUCAUGCCAUGCUGAGAUUGUAUGAGAAAUUCUGUCUGGCAGAUGAUCCCAAAGUAUUUUGCGAAGAAUCUGAUCUGGAUUUCAAAACCAUGAGGGAAGUUGUUUCGAAGCAUGCUGAUUUGUCAACGGCAAUGGAACUAAGUUUUCCCAUCAUUUCGGAAACCACGGCGGAAAUCAAUAUGUCAGACGAGGAGAAGGACUUAUUGCUCAAGAUUGCUUGUUUUGGGGCUUUUUAUCCGAACUACUUUUCAUCUGAGACUUUGAAAACGGAGAGUGAGAUCAAUCGAGCAUUGAAGACUGAUUCUGAUCCAAGGAAAACAGUUGUACUCUCCGGCCUGCCUACAAACUCCAGGGUUUCGUAUGCUGAUCAGGUUACCGAGUUGCUUCAAGCAGUUUCAAACAAUGUGCAAGUGAAGCAAAUUGACUCGAAAUGCUACGCGACAUUUGAUACGUGCUUGAGUGAGCCAUUGAGUUACAUGGAAUCCUUCGAGAAAAAGCAGUUGCGGCGAUUCUGCGACGUUGACACCAGUGUUUUCUUGGCCCAAAAAAUGUGGAAUCCUGAGUUCAAUCCAUUCCAAAUACGAGUCUACAACGAUGAUGGUGCUCCAAUAGUGAAGAGGAUGAAGUUUGAGGACGACAUUGAACCAGUCACAAUCCCGAAGCGUGACUUGAGCAGACUUCGAAGGAAUACAGCUUUGAAAGAAAUGAAUCCAAUGUUUGAUAUUGUUGUUGGGAAGACGGAAGAUCCUUCACACUUUUGGGCACGCCGAUACAUUGAUAAGAUUGGCAAAAUUCUAAGAAACAUCGAAAACCAUCAGCUGUUCCCUGUGCCUCACGCCGUAUUGCGUCCUGGUAUGGGCAUAUUGGUGCCACAUUUUUCAAAGACGCUGCAAAAGGAUAUGUAUUAUCGGGCGGAAGUUCUGUCGUAUACAACCAUCAGUGGUUGUCGUUGGAUUUAUGCCAGGUUGACUGAAACCGGAAUAGAUGUCAAGGUUCGUCAUGAAGACACAAGAAUGUACACGAGGGAAAUCCAGGAUAGUCUACCUUCGGAACUUCAAGAAUGGCAAGCAUUCCCAUGUGCUCUUGCAGAAACAGCUCCAUACAUGACGAGUAACACUGAAAAGAAAUACUCCCGAGAUGCCAUCUCAAAAUUUGAAGAGCUCACGAGUCCACACAACGCCCGUUUGUUGAUCAAAAUUUUUUCGGUGGAAUACGGGGUGGCCAAAGUUUUCUUGUAUGUGAGACCUGAUAACGACGUUUCACCCACUAUUGUUCAAAGCAUUUUGUAUCGAGAAUGUCUUGCUUCGCGUGUUGAGGAAAGUGAAUUGUCGAAAAAGGACGCGGCCUCGUUUAAAAGCUAUGCCAAAGGUGUCGAAAGUGAGGACUCUGCAGAGGAGUCUCGUGAGAUGUCUGGUCUGACCAUUGAUCAUGAGAUUCCUCACACGGAAGUUAUUGAUUUGAGGGGACCUUGGUCUGUUUUACGGCAUGAGUAUCAUGCAUUGGCCUUUCAGCACAGACAGAGACAAGCAAAAGUUCAGCGGGAAUCGGUGAACAGCAUUGCUUUAGACGUCAAUUGUGGUCGUGGUACUGAAAACUUUUUGGUUGCUGCUCACGUUUCUCUUGAUGGUGCUGGCGAGAAGCUGAUCGCUAGCAACACGGUAGCAAUUAACUGGAAACCGGGCAAACAAUUCCUGAUGACCAUCCUUUUUGCCCCUGCCGUCGAAUUCAGGAUUGACGCGAAGCAAGAACGGAUUGUAGGAGUUCUGUGUGGUCUACGCUAUGAAGCAAACGCAAUCCGAGCGGAGUUCAACAAGCUACUUUGCUUAACUCGUGGGAUGGAACACGCUUAUGUCGUACGUCGUUCUUCUCAGAAGAAGCUGAUGGCCAUUUUGAAGGAAUUCAUGGACACGCCAAGACGCUGCAUGAUGACUCAGCCACGGCUUUUCAGUCUUGCGGAUUUGAAACGGGAAACCUCAGAUGAUGAACUCGAUGAAUCCGAGGAUAUGCAAAUCAGUGAUGAUGAAGUUGAGAAGGGAGUCCGGUCUCAUUUUCGAACUUCAUCCUCGUCAUCCGCGUCCCUGCCCUCUCCGGGAAAACCUGUAUCGAAUUCAACUCCCUUCGUGAAAUCUGGGAUCGGAUCAAAACGAGGUUCAAUAUUCUCUGACGUUUAUUCCUCUGGUUUCUUGUUGAAAUUCUGCAGACCUCCUUACCUUACUCCGGGACUGCGGGGCAGCGAAAAUCUCAAACAUGGAACUGCGUUGUUUGCGUCGUGCAAAUCGGUCGCAAGUCGACGUGAAUCACUUGCAUCCACCUAUCGAACGCCAGGCAUGGGCACCACGGAAGCCAGCUCGAGACAAACGUUGGAAAAGUUGUCCAAGUUAUCUUUGGGAAUCGGAGGCUCUAGAGAAACACAUGAACAGCUUCGACGUCAUGGAGUAUUUGUUCCUAGGCUCGGAAACUUCACGAAACCUGAGGUUGUUGCGAACCACAUUGAUGCGGACGAUGCAGUUGACAAAUGGAAGCGUUAUUUGUACCAACGUCCGGUGCUGCCAUCUACAUCCAAUGCUAAAGUGCCAAUUCAAGACACAGACAUGCCUCUUGUUCGCACUCAAGAACCGCAUGCAAUCAGGGAAGAAAUCGCCAGAGCCAGAUUCUGCACUGUCCUUAUGGAAAAAGUUUGUCCCUUAAUCCUGAGAGUCUUCGAGGAUUUCAGCGAAGCCAAAAAACAGAAACUCCGUUUCAACUGCGUUAAAGCGAUGCUACGGGCAUUGGCUGAUGUUCACGCGUAUAUCAAAUCUUGGAUGCUGAUCAACGAAGAGGAAGCCGGGCAAACGCAACCGGUUUUGAGAAUUUUCGGGGAAAUCCAGGAGUCGGGAAAUGUUUUCGAAGGUUUCUCGAAGAUAAUUAUUGAGUUUCAAGGAGCGUUGCACGCGAAGCUGCAAGACAAAUUCCGGGAUUGCAUGGCUGAAGUAUUUGUGUAUGGAUUUGCCGCGUGUUGUUCUCAUUUUGCAGAUGAUUGCAACUGCACCGGAGUGGAUCCGAGUUUUUACGCUCCAUGUACUGUGAUGGAUUCAGAUCAAGAUUGCUCGUGUAAAGCGUGUAUUCUUGAAGAUUUCCGCGUUGUCACUGCCCUUUUGGUAGACUUGGAACUGAUCGAGUGUCUCGGUGGAGACUUCGUGUCUUCUCAUUUGAAAGCAAAAAUCCGAGCGAAGGUGAAAGAAUUGAUAGCAGAAGCGCAGAAUCAGCAGCACUCUGGAGCCCUGAUGGAGUCAUUGGAAACAAUCGUUGGGAACUGGUUGAAUGCGGUUUAUUGGCCAUCCUUGGAUGUUUUGACUUCAACGAAAAUUCGAGAUCUUCUGAUGCCUUGUGCUCAAGAACGUGCUCAUCAAGCCAAUACCAGGAUCAAGAUGUUCAUGAAGGCACAGUUGAUUGAAUAUGCGUAUCAUUCAAUUUUUGUGGUGGUUACCAGCAAUAUUUUCAACAUCAUUGUUGAAUUUCCGGAAUCCGCUGGCAUUUUGGACGAUCUGAAAGCAGCAUUCGUGCACCUGGGUUCAUCGUACAAACGCAGAUUCGUCGAUUCCCUGAAAACAGUUCUUUCGGACAAGCUUCUGCAACCAGGAGUAGCGACACACGACAUACUAACUGCUUACGUCUCUGCCCUGAAGGCGCUUCGUUACUUGGACCCGUCCGGUGUUUUAGCCCUCGAGGCGUGUAGUCCCAUGAAAAAUUAUUUAAUGACCCGCAACGACACCGUCAAAACUAUUGUGGUCAGCUUGACGGAUUCCAAGAGCGGGGGAUUGGCGGACGAAUUGACGCUUUCCGGAUUGAACCCUGCUGUUCAUGCGGAAGAUUGGGACGAGGAUGGCGGGGAUUCGGAUUACGCCGUGGGAGAGCUGGAAGACGAGAACUCUGCACCCAGGUUCGACAGCUCCAUGAGGGAAGGGGACUGGGAGGAUUGGGAACCGGAUACCUGGGAUGUGCAACCAGAAUUCCAAUCGAAGGCCAGUCGACACGCAGACAUAAUCUCAAUGCUUGUCAACAUAUACGGCAGCAGACGCGUGUUCAUUCAGGAGUAUAGAAAAAUUCUUGCCGAGAGGAUCAUCGACAGCUUCAACUUGAACCUGGAUUGCGAGAUUCGCUGCAAAGAAUUCCUCAAAAUGAGAUUCGGAGAAGCAUUUUUCCAGAACUGUGAGGUUAUGCUAACCGAUGUAAACAAAUCGUUGCGGUUAGCUUCCAUGAUUGAACAGGAGAGUGCGACGUCGCAACCUGCGUUCCAAAUGCUGACCUUGGUGCGAUCUGUCCAGUUCUGGCCUAACAUUUACCGUGGGGAGACGUUCGAGCUUCCUUCCUGCGUGAUGACGGAGUUCGACCAUUAUCGAGUCGCAUUCGAAACGCUGAAAGGAAAUAGAACAUUGAUUUGGGAUCCGCAUAUGGGAGAGGUGGAGAUUCGUGUGGAGCUUCAAGAUCGAGUUUUGAGUUUGAAGGUGCCUCCUAUCAUGGCCAGCAUAAUAUUGCACUUCCAGGAGAAAAACGCGUGGACUCUCGAUGAUCUGAGUAGUGAACUAAAAAUUGCCCCGUCGUAUUUGAAGCGAAAAAUACGAUUCUGGCAAGCCCACCGCGUUAUUCGAGAAACAAAGCCGGAUUACUUUGUUCAGUUUGAAACCGAAGAUGAAUGGAUCCAUGCAGAUAAGGAAUGUUUCGCUUCCAUACCGACGAUCGCGUACUAUGAUAAUGAUGACGAGGUUGCGCGGGAAUGUGAAGCUGAAACGACCAAGUCGAAGAUGGACGCGUUUUGGUCUUACAUCGUCGGGAUGCUGAAAAAUUUGAAGACUUUGCCGCUGAAUCGGAUACAUUCGAUGUUGAAAAUGUUCGCUAUGCAAGAAGCGUCCGCGGAAGAAUGUUCAUUGGACGAAUUGAAGGAGUAUCUUCUUACCAAAGUGCGAAGUCAGGAGCUUUUCUUUUCCAACAACAUGUUCAAGCUUCCUCCUGUCCAUAUGGAUGAGGAAAUGUCCGAAGUGAAGGAAUUAGAAGACAUCGGGGAGUUAGCAGGCUCGGCUUGCAAUUCCGAAGUGCGGGAUCCUGAGGUAGUGCUGAUAGAAGAUGAUCCCCCGAUCGAAGUUGAGCCAUCUGAGGAGAAAACUGAAUCAUCUGUUGAACCCCCACAGUCUCAGAACCUCUCGUCUAGUGCGCAGACGAAACCAAAAGAACAGCAACGCUGCAAUCCUCGAUGCAGAAUCCAAGUAUCGAACGUUCCUUUUGCCGUUGAAUGUCAAGAACUGAGGGAAGCGUUUCAAAAAGAAGUGGGAAAUGUGUCGGAUUGUCAAUUGGUUCUGGACGCUAACGGAAAAUCGACGGGAACUGCAAAUGUCGACCUAGAGAAACCCGAAGACGUCGAAUUUGCCGUCCGGACGAUGCACAGAUACAUGAUGAAAGGUCGACGCAUAGUCGUGAAAAAAUCGUCUGAUGCCUCUGCGAAAGAAAAACGCAAAAAUGAACCUCGGCGUUCCCCGCCGCGCAAUGCUGCCAAGCGUAAGGAACCCGUAGCAAAUCGAAGAAAUGCGAAUCAGCGGUCAGAAAAUCGGAGUGAUCAGCGUCAAGCUCGUGAUCGAUCGCGUCAGGAUGAACGUACUAAUUACCGUCAGGAUGAUCGCCGAGGUGACCAGCAGUCGUCGUUCCCUCGUGGUCCCGAUUUCUAUGAGACUUACGGAAUCAGUGAAGAUGUCUUGAGAAAGUUAGAAAUUGAUCCUCCUCUGAUCAAUCGUGUGUGCGUCGCCAACCUCGCAAGCGGGGUCGAUCGCAAAAAGCUUCGUGAAACUUUCAAACUAGCCGGGAAAAUACGUUGGCUAGCUAUGCUUGCCGACAGAAAUGGAAGAUUUAUUGGACGUGCCGUGAUGGAAUUUGAUCAUCCUGUCGAAGCUGUGGAGGCAAUAUCUUUGUUUGACAAGCAAAUCUAUCACGGAAGACAAUUGCGUGUAAGACUUGAUCAAGAACAUUGGGUUUCGCAAUUCAUGGAUCUCCCGAACGGCUUGAAAACCUUUGGAAAAGGACUUGGUGUGAAUGGAGCACCUCUACUCGACAUAGCAGCAAACUUUGCAGAACUGGAGGAUGAUAAGAAGCCUAAGCAGCAGGAGUCCCAAACUAUGCCCGCCGCAGCUCCGCAGAGCUUUGUUCCGUAUGGUGCCGGGCUGCUGGGUCCUGCCCCUGGAAUGCAAAACACGAGUGCAGCAGCAAUGCAGUUGCAGUCGAUACUUCAAGGGUUAGGUUCAGCUGUCGGAGCGCUUUGAUUACGUUGGAUAUCCUUGACGAAGAAGGUGUCAAUCAAUUUGAAGAUACAUUGAGAACUUGGUGUGGCUUCGUCUCUUCCUCCGGAUGUUUACGAUGAUAGAAAAGCGGAAUUCUGUCGGAACCACUUCGUUCGUGCAUUGAAAAUUUCAAGUUUAUUCGUAUUGUUCGUGCUUUUACUGCGUUGGUUUUUUUUUUUCAAUUGAGUGGACGUGCACACAUUUGUUGGAUCAGUACU